Messenger RNA from Tachyglossus aculeatus (Australian echidna), 1130 nucleotides. It is a transcript of the gene NKIRAS1, whose product is annotated as NFKB inhibitor interacting Ras like 1. Bases 111 to 689 code for a protein of 192 amino acids. Gene Ontology annotation, biological process: canonical NF-kappaB signal transduction. Lineage: Eukaryota; Metazoa; Chordata; Mammalia; Monotremata; Tachyglossidae. The record is from RefSeq and is a predicted model, not a curated record. Gene Ontology annotation, molecular function: GTP binding; GTPase activity. The transcript has 4 exons.
GGCGGGCCCGGUGACAGCGGGCGGCGGUGGCGCUUCCCCCGCUCCCCCGCCUCAGUGAUUGGAUACAUUUGCGUUUGUGCAGAAUUUAUUUGCUGACAUCCUGCUCGAAGAUGGGAAAAGGCUGCAGAGUGGUGGUUUGUGGACUGUUAUCCGUCGGAAAAACAGCAAUUUUGGAGCAGCUUCUUUAUGGGAAUCAUAUCAUUGGUAUAGAAGAGAGCGAAACAACGGAAGAUGUGUACAUGGCUUCAGUCGAAACUGAUCGAGGAGUAAAGGAACAAUUAAGACUUUACGACACAAAGGGUCUUCAAGAGGGAAUGGAGCUGCCGAAGCACUAUUUUUCCUUUGCUGAUGGUUUUGUUCUUGUCUACAGUGUAAAUAAUCUGGAAUCCUUUCAGAGAGUGGAGCUUCUUAAGAAGGAAAUUGACAAGUUCAGAGACAAAAAAGAGGUAGCAAUUGUCGUCCUAGGGAACAAAAUUGACCUCUCUGAACAAAGGCAAGUGGAUGCUGAAGUGGCACAACAAUGGGCAAAAAGUGAGAAAGUGAGACUGUGGGAGGUAACUGUAACUGAUCGAAAAACCCUAAUUGAACCAUUCACUUUACUAGCCAGUAAACUUUCCCAGCCCCAGAGCAAAUCUACAUUUCCCUUGCCUGGGAGGAAAAGCAAAGGCAAUGCCACCUCUGAGAACUAAGAAUGAUUUUAAUGGUACUCCCACAAAACAAAUGGCUUGUCCCUGCUAAGCAGUAUUUAUUAGUUCCACCCCCCACCCUUGUCUGUGAAAAACAAAUAUGAACGAUAAGCUGUUGCCCACCCUUUCAUAAUAAAAAGAAAAAUACUGAUCAUAUUUUAACUUCACUUGGAAGGGUUUGACUGACUUGAAUGCAACUGAUAGGAUUUAAUAUAGGAAUAAAUACGAUUGAUGAUGAAGGUUGGUGAGGUGAGGAUGAAGAGACUUUCCACCUUAGGCAGCAUAAUAGUGUAUAGUGAGUGAUUUGUGCUAUUAUGUGCAAUCUUGACCAACAUGUUUAAAGGACUACACAGCAGUGGUCCUGUUUCUUGUAAUGAUGUUGCUCUUCUGUUCAAAACAAUGAUAAUACGGUACUAUAAAAUAAAGUAAUGGCUGUGCACAGAA